GGAAGCCUAUUAACUGGAUUUGACAAAGAUGGAUGAGGAAGAGAUGGAGAGAAGGGAGGCAGCCACGGAUGAAGGAACAGACACUGCCAUAGAAGCAGAUGAAAACAAGUUGGAAGAGCGAAAGGUCUCAUGGUCAAAGCUCCGCCGUGUAGACUCUCUCAAUUUGGAGGCUGGACGAGUUUCUACUGCCGGAGGCCACACCUCCAAGGUAGAUUGGAGGAGAACGUUGAGUUUAGCAUUUCAGAGCAUAGGGGUGGUAUAUGGAGAUAUAGGGACCUCUCCGCUCUAUGUGUUUUCCAGCACUUUCACCGAUCAUAAGAUUGAGAACACAGACGACAUUCUUGGGGUGUUGUCACUCGUCAUCUAUACCAUAGUCCUUGUGCCUCUGCUGAAGUAUGUUCUUAUCGUGCUGCGAGCCAACGACAACGGGGAUGGUGGAACAUUUGCACUCUAUUCCUUGAUAUGUCGUUACGCAAGGGUGAGCUUAAUUCCAAAUGAUCAACCAGAGGACAGACAACUAUCCAACUACAAAUUGGAUACUCCAUCCAACCAGUUGAGACGUGCCCAAAAGAUUAAAGAGAAGCUUGAGAAUAGUAGAACUUCCAAGAUUGUGCUUUUCAUUGUUACCAUCUUAGGAACUUCCAUGGUGAUUGGAGACGGGGUUCUGACUCCAUGCAUCUCAGUCCUUUCUGCUGUGAGUGGGAUAAGUUCUCUAGGCAAAGAUGCUAUAGUGGGGAUUUCAGUAGCGAUCCUGAUCUUGCUCUUCUCUGCUCAACGUUUUGGCACUGAUAAAGUGGGCAUCGCCUUUGCCCCUGUCAUUCUGUUGUGGUUUACCUUCAUAAGUGGUAUCGGUCUCUACAACCUAUUCAAAUAUAACGUGGGAGUACUGCGUGCAUUCAAUCCCAAAUAUGCCGUAGAUUACUUCAAAAGAAAUGGUAAGAAAGGGUGGAUAUCACUUGGUGGGGUUGUUCUAUGCAUUACAGGAACUGAAGCAAUGUUUGCUGACCUGGGUCACUUCAACAUUCGAGCUAUCCAAAUUAGUUUCUCUGGCAUUGUGUUCCCCGCAUUACUGGCUGCAUAUAGUGGGCAAGCUGCAUACCUCACUAAAUUCCCUGGUGAGGUGGAACAUACUUUCUAUAGCUCGAUUCCAGAUCCUUUGUAUUGGCCAACGUUUGUCUUGGCCGUUGCUGCUGCCAUUAUUGCUAGCCAAGCUAUGAUAUCAGGAGCAUUUGCAAUUAUCUCGCAGUCCCUAAGUUUGGGUUGCUUUCCAAGGGUUAAGGUUGUCCAUACUUCUGCUAAGUAUGAGGGUCAGGUUUACAUACCUGAGGUCAACUAUUUGCUUAUGGUCGCUUGUGUUAUAGUCUGUGUCGGAUUCAAGACCACAGAAAAGAUAGGCAAUGCAUACGGAAUUGCUGUGGUUGCUGUUAUGGUGAUUACUACAUGUAUGGUUACCCUUAUAAUGCUUGUUAUAUGGAAGACAAGUAUAUGGUGGAUCGCUCUAUUCUUAGUGGUGUUCAGUUCCAUAGAAGUGGUAUAUCUAUCAUCUGUCCUCUAUAAAUUCAAACAAGGUGGUUUCCUUCCACUUGUCUUCUCCUUUGUCCUAAUGGCAGUAAUGGGAAUAUGGCAUUAUGUGCACAAAGAAAGAUACAUGUUCGAGCUUAGGAACAAGGUUUCUAGCGAUUACAUAAAAGACCUGGCUGCGAACCCGCAUAUAAACCGAGUUCCUGGAAUAGGGCUAUUGUACUCAGAGCUUGUCCAGGGCAUUCCCCCAAUAUUCCCCCACUUCAUUGCCAAUGUUCCUUCCAUCCAUUCAGUACUAGUGUUUGUCUCCAUUAAGAACAUUCCAAUUAGUAAAGUGGCAUUGGAGGAGCGGUUUUUGUUUCGACAUGUAGAGCCAAGAGACUACAGAAUGUUCCGCUGCGUGGUAAGAUACGGAUAUAAAGAUGUAAUCGAGGGAUCAAAGGAGUUUGAGCGGCAGUUAGUAGAAAACUUGAAGGAAUUCAUCCGCCGUGAGAGCUACAUUUCUGAAGCAAGAGCCGUAGAACAGAUGGCUGAACCAGUGAACCUCCAACAUUCUACCAUAUUAGUAAAAGAUGGAAAAGCAGGCAGAUCAGGGCGUUCAUCCACAGUUCACAUGGAGGAAGUACCACAGCAGAACCCACCUCGUGUUUCUUCAGGAUCUAUCCAGUCAAUCCAUGUGGGUAGUAAGUCAACAAAUUCUUCUAGCAGAAUGGUCACUGGUCCCAUUCAGGGGGCCGAAGAGGAGAUGAAAAUUGUGCAGACAGCGCAGGAGAAAGGUGUGGUUUACCUCCUCGGAGAAGCAGAAGUGGUUGCAGAAGAGAAAUCUUCCUUGUUCAAGCAUAUAGUUGUCAACUAUGCCUAUAGUUUCCUGAGGAAGAACUGCAGGCAAGGAGAGAAAGUGCUGGAAAUUCCAAGAACUAGGCUUCUCAGGGUUGGAAUGACAUAUGAGAUAUGAGAUGAAAUCAUGAAAAUUCAGAUUGGCCUAAAAACUAUUAAGAAUUAAAAUGUGCGAAAUAAGACAUUGGAGGCUGACGUGAUAUACAUGUAUGAAUGUUUCUAAGUGGGAUAUGUACUGUGUUGACUGAUAACGAGCAGAGAUUUGUAAAACUCCAAACUCUCCUGUUGGAACAGCUUUUGGUUGUGGUUUGACUUAAAUUUGAUUUCAGAAUGUAAUGUAGUGUUCUUGAAAAUGGAUUUGAGGCUAGACCUCCGUUCGAUUGCAAUGAAA
Molecule: messenger RNA, 2749 nt
Organism: Vitis riparia (riverbank grape)
Lineage: Eukaryota; Viridiplantae; Streptophyta; Magnoliopsida; Vitales; Vitaceae
Product: potassium transporter 5
Exons: 9
Coding region: 29-2476 (815 amino acids)
Biological process (GO): potassium ion transmembrane transport
Cellular component (GO): membrane
Molecular function (GO): potassium ion transmembrane transporter activity
Source: RefSeq, a predicted model, not a curated record